AUGAAGGUGGGACCACCCAAUGUUGCCAUUGCAAUGGCAAUCUUAUUAUUAUGCAACAUGAAUGGUGUUCUUGGGAUUAGAUUUGUGAUUGAUAGAGAAGAAUGUUUCUCUCAUUAUGUUCAAUAUGAAGGGGAUGCAGUACAUGCUUCAUUUGUUGUGAUAAGUGUUACUGAUUCAACAUGGCAUUUAACUCAAGAAGGUUUAGAUCUUACGGUUAGAGGACCUAAUGGGGAUCAAAUUCGUGAAUUUCGGGAUAAAACAAGUGAGAAAUUCGACUUUGUAGCUCAUACCAAAGGACCAUAUCGCUUCUGCUUCACUAACAAGUCACCUUAUCGUGAAAAAAUCGACUUUGAUGUUCAUUCUAACCAUUUUUCAACCUUUGAACAACAUGCACAAGAUGGUGAGUCAUGUUUGAACUGA
This is a messenger RNA of Medicago truncatula (barrel medic), 420 nucleotides long. Its product is annotated as transmembrane emp24 domain-containing protein p24beta2. The transcript has 2 exons. Lineage: Eukaryota; Viridiplantae; Streptophyta; Magnoliopsida; Fabales; Fabaceae. The record is from RefSeq and is a predicted model, not a curated record. The coding region runs from base 1 to 420 and encodes 139 amino acids.